Messenger RNA from Microdochium trichocladiopsis, 826 nucleotides. RefSeq lists its product as uncharacterized. Gene Ontology annotation, cellular component: mitochondrial membrane. The coding region runs from base 199 to 573 and encodes 124 amino acids. The transcript is spliced from 2 exons. The record is from RefSeq and is a predicted model, not a curated record. Gene Ontology annotation, biological process: mitochondrial respiratory chain complex III assembly. NCBI's taxonomy places the organism in Eukaryota, Fungi, Ascomycota, Sordariomycetes, Xylariales, Microdochiaceae.
UUUCUGAUCCACGAAUCUGGUAGUUUAAUCGCCAUCUUUGCACGACCACGCAACCAUACAUCCGGGCACAAGAAACAGCAACAUGGCACCAAAGGGAAAGCUGGCGACGUGGUUGAAGAUGGGCGCAGUGUAAGCAUUCCUUGACCUCCGAUCAUUGGGCGACACCAGCACAAGAAAGCUAUGCUUUGAACUUGUGUCAUGACCCCCCCACGAACAUCCCAUCGCGAAAAACUGACGACUGGCUUCUUCCACAGCGGCGCCGUGGUAUGCGUCGGCGGCCCUGCGUUCACCAUGUGGCUGACCCCUACCGACGAGGAGUUGUUCAAGCGCUACAACCCCGAGCUGCAGAAGCGGAGUCUCGAGCGGCGGUACGAACGGCAGAAGGAGUUUGACGACUUCGUCGUGCAGCUCAAGGAGUACUCCAAGUCGGAUAAGCCGAUAUGGAUCGUGCAGCAAGAAGCCGAACAAAAGCGCAAAGAGGAACGAUUACGACAGGACGCGGCCAAGAGCGACGAGGCCAAGGCGCGGCAGGAGGCGAUGCGCAGAGAAAGCGGUCUCUCGAGCAGCACUUGAUCGCAUCUCCCGAGACGAGCGAAUGACAAGACGAGAUCCUACGUGGGCACACUGGGGACUUGCUGUCUUUCUGUAUCACUACUCUUGUACAAUGCGGAACGAAUCUUAUGUAUCAUCAUACAACAUAGGGGCCUUGGGGCUGGGAUUUGGCACGGCGUUCAUUCAUUUCGUUUUCAAUCUCGGUAUCGAUCACCUGUCUGGGAACCAUUGCAUACUCCACCAUUGGGUUCUAUCCCUCUGAGCGACUUCUAUU